Molecule: messenger RNA, 2521 nt
Organism: Sphaeramia orbicularis (orbiculate cardinalfish)
Lineage: Eukaryota; Metazoa; Chordata; Actinopteri; Kurtiformes; Apogonidae
Gene: ddx20
Product: DEAD (Asp-Glu-Ala-Asp) box polypeptide 20
Exons: 11
Coding region: 24-2357 (777 amino acids)
Cellular component (GO): cytosol
Molecular function (GO): RNA helicase activity; ATP binding; nucleic acid binding
Source: RefSeq, a predicted model, not a curated record
GUUUUCAACACUGGUAAAUAAACAUGGCUGCCUCCUUGAGGAGAGCGGCCCACGACAUCGAAACGCGAAAACGUACCGAGGAUGUUCUUCUGUCGGAGGGGAUCGACUUCAGCUCUCUGCUGUUGUCUCAGCCCGUGUUGGAGGGACUGUCCGCGUCGGGCUUCCAGAAACCGUCCCCGAUCCAGCUCAAGGCGAUCCCGCUGGGCCGCUGCGGACUGGAUUUGAUUGUGCAGGCCAAGUCUGGAACAGGGAAGACAUGUGUGUUCUGCACCAUUGCUCUGGACACUUUGGUCCUGGAGAAUCCUGCAACUCAGGUUCUUGUGCUGGCUCCGACACGCGAGAUAGCGGUGCAGAUCCACUCAGUGGUGAUGGCCAUAGGCUGUGCUAUGGAAGGUCUGGAGUGCCACGUUUUCAUCGGGGGCAGGCCCGUGAGUCAGGACAAACCCCAUCUGAAGAAGUGCCAUAUCGCUGUGGGCUCUCCUGGUCGUAUCAAGCAGCUUAUCGAGUUGGGCAUGCUGUCCACUUCCAGCAUCAGGCUAUUUGUCCUGGAUGAAGCAGACAAGCUACUGGAGGAGGGCAGCUUCCAGGACCAGAUAAACUGGAUUUUCUCCUCUCUACCAGUGAACAAACAGAUGCUUGCACUCUCUGCCACCUACCCAGAAUCCCUUGCUCAGCAUCUUACCCGUUACAUGAGCGAGCCUACGUUUGUUCGACUGAAUCCUAGUGACAUGGGCCUCAAAGGUUUAAAGCAGUAUUACAAGCUGGUGCAGUCGCAUCCUUUACCUCACAAGAUCUUUGAAGAGAAGGUGCAACACCUACUGGAGCUUUUCAGCAAAAUCCCAUUCAACCAGGCUCUAGUGUUCUCCAACCUUCACACAAGGGCUCAGCACCUGGCAGACAUCCUGUCAUCUAAAGGCUUACCGUCUGCUUGCAUCUCAGGUGGUCUGAGUCAGGACCAGAGACUGGAGGCGAUGUCAAAACUGAAACAGUAUCAGUGUAGGGUGCUCAUCUCCACUGACCUGACCUCCAGAGGCAUUGAUGCAGAGAAAGUAAACUUGGUGAUAAACCUGGACGUACCACAGGAUUGGGAAACCUAUAUGCACCGAAUCGGACGUGCCGGACGCUUUGGCACUCAGGGGCUGGCUGUGACCUACUGUUGCCAUGGUGAGGAGGAGAAUAAGAUGAUGGCCAUCGCUCAGAAGUGUGGUCUGAGUUUGUCUGCACUGCCUUCAACUUUAGAGCCUGCAUUGAUGGAGGAACCAUGUGACUGGGAUGUUUGCGCUGAGGCUUCAGACCCAGUGCCCAUAUCACAGCUCCGAUCCAAGACUGAGAAGAAACGGCGAGUCAAGACCGCUGUCUCGGCUGAGGAUCAAACAGUAGAAUGCAGCAGACCAGCGACACAGGAGAUGUCCCAUCCAGCCCCAAAACGGGGACCAAACAGUGACAGGAAUCUUAUGAAAGAAUGUAACAAGAAGGAUACUCCUUCACAGGCGCCUUCUCAGGCAGCGGCACCGACUCGAAAAGAGCUGCAAGACGCUCUGCCCAAGAUCCCCCCACUCAGCUCUUUCAAGAAUAUCAAAUCCCGUUUAGUUACAUUCGAGGAGGCUGAGCUGGACUUCCAGAACUUCAUUACAACAGGUUUGGGGAGAUCAGUAGAGGUUAUCAGGCAGUUCAGAGGUAAAGAGGAUGGAGACUUUAAAGAUCAGAGAGAGUCAUUCAUACUUGAUGAUGAUGGUGGCACUCGGAGUGUCACACACAAUAGUAGAUCUCACUUGUCACCUCCCAGAUCACCUUCUAGUUCUUCAAACUCCCAGUCUGACAUGGAGGAGGAUAAGACAACAGGUAGUCUAGAUCUGACUAAAAGAGGCACUUCUGAAGAAGCUGCCCAGGUUCACACUAAAGGCAGUGAUGCAUUAAGUUCAACCAGACCAAAGGAUAGUCCCAGUAGAUGUUACCGGACAACUUAUGACGCACACGGCCGAGAUUUAUCACAGUCUGAGGAAAAUAAAUCAAAUAGACGAACAGAUCUGACACCUUCAGGACAGACUGAAAGAAAUAAACCACGGAAGAUUAAAGAACAAAUUGGAAAACAGGGGAGAAAGAUUGUAGAGGAGAUUGGAAAAGAGAGGAAGAAAGAGAGAGCUGAAAAAGAACAUGAUGAAGAAGAAGAAGAGGAAGAAGAGGACUGGAGUUCUGAAGGUUAUUGGCGGUCCUGGUACAGAGCCUGGCAUCAGUACUAUGCCUCAAUGUCUGCUGCAGGACCAUACGGAUACCAAAACUACUACAGUACAGCCCACAACUGGAUGGCUGCGUAUCGUAUGAAUGCUGUGUAUAUGGAAGAACUCAUGAAAGACUGACUGUUGUCGACACAGCCCACUGACAUGUCUUAACACACCCUGCAAAAAUGUUAUCCAUUUUGCACUUCUACUGCUAAAAUGUGCUGAAAAGAGUGCUUUUCAGUGAAAUGAUUCUGUAUGUUGUAUGUCACUCUUUUCUAAUAAAUUACUUAUAUUAACUUUGA